GCUCAGCUGGCUUUGUGGGGAGGGAGUUUCCAAUCGUGUGGCCCCCCAUGGUUCUGCCACGUAGCCCCAAGCUGCGCAGCAAGGCGCCUCCCCGAGUGAUCCACUGGGUGAGAGAGACCAAGGAGAAGGAUGAGACUUAUCCAGCUGUGAGGCAGGCACAGCGAUUGCUGCCCAGAUUGCUUGGUGCCAACGAAUCCAACUUUGCUCAGGCUGGGCUACAGUCAUUCUCCUCACCGACAUUUUCGGCGACAGCUAUGGACAAGCCAGACAGUGCUGUCCCUGUCCCUCUGAAGAGCAAAAUGUAUGCCCAUGCGCUGGGCGAGUUCCGACGUCUUCCCAACUUGCAGAAGUUCAAACUUUGCAAUGCCCUGAUGGCGAGAACUGCGCGUCCGGAGCCUUAGCCGUAAUUACCCAGCGUUUGGCCUUGUACUUCGGAUGCAUUGCCUGGGAUGCACCAAAUGAAUUACAUCAUUGAUCAAUGGUGAUGGAUGGUGAAGGUUGUUUUCCUUGAAUGCUGCAUGUCCAGGUCUACAUGUCAUCGUUUCUUCCGUGGAAAAAACGUCGCCCCAGAUCGGCCUAGGCAUGAGAAGGAAGAGCUCUGAACGAACUCCCUCUGGGACAGGACACAGGGGACGGCAGACAUUUCUAUGUGAUCUCGUGAUUUGCAACUCUUUAUGUUCCAAUGCCUGGUGCGAAGGUUCCGAGCAUCCGAUGGUUCCGAGAUCCCCGUUGAUCGAUUCUGGUGUCAAACAGUAGGGUCUUCCCCCUCCGCUAUAGAGAUUCGAUCGGCCACGGGGUGAUGGGUCAUUCCUCCUGAGCUUGGAAUGUGCCUUCAUUCCUAAGUGGCUUGUUUAGCAAGUGCGGUGUGAACUGUACCUGGCCCAAGACAUGUCAUGCGAAAUCAACAUCGAGUGUCUCUCGCACCUCACACCCUUGGAUUCACACUGACGCGCCGAAGAUUUUGGCCCACAAGCCUAUGGCCGUAGGCCGCAAAAGAUUCAGAUCCAACACCCCGGAAGAGGGACAUGUUCAUGAUCUCUUGUUUUGGGGACCAGUGGUUUGCCACACAUUCCAAAGUCUCGCAGGCAAAUUCAAGUGAGAUGGGCUAUGCCGCUAAGCCGUCCACGAAGUCUAAGACUCGCAGUUGGGCGGCUUUUGCAUCAUUUUCCCUUUUCCAUUCCAAGACGAUCUGGUGGUCGAACGGAUCCCUAGAGACUCUUGGAUGCCUCACUUUUGAACACUUUUGAUUUUAAUCUGGCUUCCCGGAAGGCGGUCCUUUUGCCCCCGGACCUUUGUCCGGGACAAAGGCGCAUUAGAG
Molecule: messenger RNA, 1318 nt
Organism: Durusdinium trenchii
Lineage: Eukaryota; Dinophyceae; Suessiales; Symbiodiniaceae
Source: the annotation of a GenBank genome assembly